This is a messenger RNA of Echinostoma caproni, 1395 nucleotides long. NCBI's taxonomy places the organism in Eukaryota, Metazoa, Platyhelminthes, Trematoda, Plagiorchiida, Echinostomatidae. The record is from the annotation of a GenBank genome assembly.
AUGAUAAUGCGGAAACUCGAAAGGAACUGUAUCGAUCCACCAGUCAACACGNCGUCUGCCGCUGAACUCAAAUCUGUACAUAAACAAGUACGAUUGGACAAGCAGCCUGCCCCAGUGCAUUUGGCUAUUGAAAGCGUUCAAACAGUUAUUGCGGCAGAUCAAGACACCGAAGAUCAAACUCGAUCAAUUGCCGCUCUAGAAGUGCGUAGUGCCGAAUUGGUUGCUAAUAGCCCAUUGUCCUAUUGUGAUACUAACAAACUUACAUUAGAUCCACCAGCUGUGAGUUCCGUUCAUCCUACACGAGAGCCAGACGAAAAAGCCCAAUGGGUUUCAUGCGAGCCUGGUGCCGGAACGGAGGAACCAAUAUCCCCAGACCCACACAGCAUGAAUUACCACACUAUUUCAGCACGCUCCUUGACAUCACUGGAUCUGGAUGUUAUUGCUUCUUCCUGUUUAAUCAAUUUGUCCGGGGCCGAUGCACAUAGCAAUAAUGAUGAAGAUACUCUAGAAUUUCCUCGGACCACUCUGUUUAUCCCUGGACCUGAGCCGUUUGCAUGCCAGAAUGUCAGUAUGGCAUCUACAUCGCAUGCCUGUUCUAUCGGUCCAGUCACUUAUGCGUCAUUGUGGGAUCGAACUUAUGACUGUCCAACUCCUUCCGAUGGAAUCAGUUCUGGUUUUUUGAUGGCGUCCUCACCUACCCACCCCUCCCGAACCAGUCCAUUAUGUACAAAUCGGGCUGAAGAGGGGUGGUAUGAUGCAAUGAUCCAUCGUAGUUCUACUCGCCUACGAGCCGUGUCUCAAGAAACUUUGGUUCAUGUCACUGACGUAUCAGAACUGACAGAAAACCAGUACUCCAGCCUGGCUAGUAAAUGUCAGUCUCCAGUUUAUGGAGGUGCUGUAGACGAAAACGAGAGUUGCAAAGCUGUACAAGAUUUGGACGUAUGCGAAGCAACCACAUGGAGUUCCGUGAAUGAUAAAGGAUCUGCUCUCGGUCUUGAAAGCCCGCCUCCGGUGACUCAAAUAAAUGACGGAAAUGUAUUUCUCAUGAUCAGUGAAAGAGAUUGUGAUACAGUAAACCAACCCGCGAAUGACUCCACCUUGACAGGUCCAUUAAUAUCGGAAUUGGUCCCAUCGAUCAGUAAUGAUCAAACAAAUGAAAAAAUAUCUCCGCCACGGCCUACACAAUCUAUGCUUCAUCCACCGGGACUUAAAUUAUGUCAAUGGAACAGAUCUGCACAACUGGCGAAUUAUGCAUAUCGUGCGAAAAGUUCCAGCUCCGCAGAGGAAUCAAAUACUCUCACACGUACACGAGGUCGGCGACGUUUUCUGCGCAAAUUGAAACGGACAGUCCGUAGUAUUUCGUCCGGGCGUAAAAAAUCCCUGGUCUCCGAUUAA